Eremomyces bilateralis CBS 781.70 is the source of this 1122-nucleotide messenger RNA. RefSeq lists its product as uncharacterized. NCBI's taxonomy places the organism in Eukaryota, Fungi, Ascomycota, Dothideomycetes, Eremomycetales, Eremomycetaceae. The annotation marks the transcript as partial. The transcript has 3 exons. The record is from RefSeq and is a predicted model, not a curated record.
CCAGAUGAGUCCAAAGUGCCGCUUUUGCUCGGUGUCACAACAUCGCUAUUCUCCUUCUCAUUGAUAGUGUACGGGGCCCGGGUAUACACGCGAGUGCAUCCAGUGCUAAAUAUUAGGUGGGACGACUAUGCUAUGUUCACAGCAGUGGUCCUCGCAAUUGGCCAGUAUGCUGUUAUAGUCAAUUGCAUACAUAAUGGCACCGGCCGGCACGCCGUCUACCUCACACCCGAGACUAUCAUACUGGCACUUCGCGCAGUCUGGAUACAGCAAUUGUUCUGGACAUGGUCAAUUACAUUUAUAAAAGUCUCCGUCGCGCUGAUGCUAAUGCGCAUCCGAAACGAUAAGCCCUGGCGGAUAUGGCUACCUCUCCUUAUAUCUUUCCUUAUCUGCUCCGCCGCUUCAUCCACUGUACUCCAAUUUAUACAAUGUACACCUGUACGCACCUUCUGGGACCGCACGACUCUAGGCGCAAGUGCUGGGCGGCAAAAGACAUACAGCUUUCUCUGUACAUCAACGAUAGCCGUCUUCAUUUCAACUGACGUUACCCUCUCGCUCCUACCAUUGACUUUCAUCACCAAGCUCCGCCGCCCUUUACGCGAGAGGGUGGCCAUCAUGUCUCAUGGGUCUGGGGCUGUUCGCCACCACCGCCGCGAUGGUCAAAAUGUUUCUUAUCAAGCGUUACGCGAGCAGCACCGACCCGCUCUGGGACAUGGUCGAUCUCGCACUCUGGGGCUACGUGGAGCAGUUCUUGGGAAUCAUUGCGGCCUGCGUGCCGUGUCUGAAGGCGCCGUUUGAGAAGUUCCUGCGCACUGUCGGCCUGUUGAGCACGCAGCAGAGAACCCAAGCUGGUGCGAGGGACCAGUACCACAAAAUGUUGAGGAUGGAUACGGAGAAUAGUGGAGGCGUAUGGGGAAAUGCCAUCGGAAAUCGGGGACAUGGCGUUGGACAUCCUCAACACAAAACAAGAGUCCUCUUAAACGAUCAUGGCUGCUACGAGAUCCCCGAUAGUGUUGGUCCUUUAGGUGUCAAGGGAUUUGAAAUGAAAUGAAAAUAAGACAAAAGUAGCCAGCGGUAGAGUGUCAUGUAUCAAGAAUAGCUUACGAAGCAGAAUCUUUGGAACGA